Molecule: messenger RNA, 2562 nt
Organism: Trichophyton verrucosum HKI 0517
Lineage: Eukaryota; Fungi; Ascomycota; Eurotiomycetes; Onygenales; Arthrodermataceae
Exons: 4
Coding region: 1-2562 (853 amino acids)
Biological process (GO): microtubule cytoskeleton organization; mitotic spindle midzone assembly
Cellular component (GO): spindle; mitotic spindle midzone; cytoplasm
Molecular function (GO): microtubule binding
Source: RefSeq, a predicted model, not a curated record
AUGUAUGACUUACAUGCUGAGUCAGCGGUUGCCGUGGAAACUUCCGGCGAGUCAACAAAUCGCAAAGCCGAAAGCAACGAACGACUUCUUUUAAACCAGAUCAUCGUCCGCAUAUCCAACAUUUUCCCAGACAACAAUCGACAAGACACCGCAGACACCGCUUCACUCAUCGCUUCGACUGCUUCACUGCCCUCUCAUCAUGAACAUGCGCUUUGCAUGAUAUGGACUGUGAUUGACUGCCUGCCUUCUGCGCCCUUCAGUGAAAACACUGAUCUGGUGCUUGGGGCCAACUACUCACCAGCCGAGCCGGGCAUGGCUGUGGAUACAAGCUACUUGACCAGCCAGGUCAACUCCAUCGUUGAGCAGCUCCAUGGCCUAUUCGAUGACAUUGGUGUUCCUCACCAUGAACGGGAGUCGCGGGAAGAGAAAAACGAGAUGAUGCAAGAAGCCCACCAUCUUAAGACUACUAUUAAACAGAUGGAAGCCUCACUCGACGGGGUUGGGAGAGGUAGCCGGGAAUAUGAAGACAUUGAAAUUACAUAUCCCUUGAACAGGUGCCUUGAAGCUCUCAAGGAAAAGCACAACUCGGUCAAGCUCGUGGAAGCCCUGGUAUCUUACUCAUCGCACCUCGAGUCAUCCUUCGUUUCUCUAGAACUUCCACCCAUUGAGCCUGGUGCUGUGGCUCCUCCAUCAUUUGACCUUUCCCCUACCUAUGUCAAAGCACUUGACGCCGAAUUUACCAGAGUAUACGAGGAGUACAACCGCCGUGUUGCAACAAUGAGCAGCCUGGGGCAAGAAAUAGUGAAUCUAUGGGCCGAACUCGGUACACCCCAAGCCCAAACGGAGCCCCUGAUCGUCAAACAUUACCGUGACUCUCCAGAACAAUUAGGCCUUCACCAAUCAGAUAUUGCCAACCUUCGUUCACGGCGCGAGAAGCUUUUGGACGAGAAGAAUGCUAGAGAACGCAAAUUGAAGGAGCUCAAAGCGGCGGUAGAGGCCCUCUGGGACAAACUAGGGGUCGAGGAGUCAGAAAGAAAAGGAUUCCUUGCUUCCAACCGUGGGUGUGGACUGAGGGCUAUAAACGAGUUCGAGGAAGAGCUCUCCAGGCUUAACGAGCUCAAAAGACAAAAUUUACACCUCUUUGUGGAAGAUGCUCGGUGUCGGUUGCAGGAACUAUGGGACAGCUUAUACUACUCGGAAGAGGAAAUGCUGGACUUCACUCCAGCGUUUUCGGACGUUUACAGCGACGCUCUACUAUCCGCCCACGAAGGAGAAAUCGCACGUCUUGAGGCUCUUUUGGAGGAAAGGGCACCGAUUCUUCAACUUAUUGAUAAGCACAAAUCACUGAUUGAAGACCGUGAUUCUCUCAAUGCUUCUAGCCAAGAUGCUUCUAGGUUGAUGGCCCGUGGUAACAAAGGAGAGAGACGUGAUCCUACACGGCUUCUUAGGGAAGAGAAAAUGCGAAAGAGAAUUGCAAAGGAGCUGCCAAGGGUUGAGCUAGAACUCAGGAAGACUCUACAGCAGUGGGAAGAUGAAUACGGCAGACCAUUUCUGGUACAUGGUGAACGAUAUCUGGAUGAAGUUACACCUGCACCUCCACCAUCGAAACUCCCUCCACGAUCUAAAACUCCUUCAUCUUUCUCCACUGCUUCUAGGGCAAACUCUGUUCGAGGACCUCCAUCAAUACGUGGAGGAGCUCCGCCAAAACCAACCAUCGCUCCUCCAUCACGGGCGAAGACACCAAGCAGCCAUGGUUCCGUGAGAAACAUACCCAGGCCUUACUCUGCAGCCGCUGGAACCUUUCCAAAGUCACCUUCGAAGAUACCUGCUCGUGUUCCACUAGGUAACCUACCUCAUGGGAACAACUCUCCAGAAAGGCGAGAGCAGCCAACUCAUACCUACUCAUCAAGCACGGUCAGGGGUAAUAUGGGACCCCCUAGAGCACCACCACCAAAGAUGAGAGAUCUAUUCCAACCACCAAGACCACAAACAUCUUUCUCUUCUUACAAGACCGACCCAGAGCGCUGCCCAAGCUUGAUUUCGGGUAGCUCCAGCGGUAAUGUAACAUCCCUUAGCCCAGAUGAGGACUCGCAUGAGAGGAAACAUCACCAGCGUUCACGCACACAACCUUCAGUCCCAUUGCAAGCUCCGAGCGUAAACUGCUCAGUUCAGUCACUACACUCCUCCAACGUCCAAGACAGCGGGCACUACCAAUCCCAGCAAUCAUCAUUCGUUAGCCAGUCAAGCGACAAACAGUAUCGGUCACAAAAUCCCUCUAACAGACAACUUUCAAAUUCAACAAUACAAACGGUAACGUCAGGAUCAGAGAACUGGGAAACGUAUGACGAUGCAUCUGAACCCGAAGCAGAUGCAACUGAGGUCUAUUAUGCCAAACUACGAGCCACCCAUGGCAAACGCAUGGGAACACCAGGUGAUCUAGGAGGUACAAAGAAAAUAAGGGGCAUCCGGGGCGUGAGCUCAGAUGAAUUUGAGACAGAAAAUCACUACCCACACCGAGUUGACGGCAGUGAUGGAUGGACUGAUGACUUGGAACAGUAUUAA